CCUCGGCGGCGGAGCAGCGGCUUCGGGUCGCGAGGGAAGCCGUUUGGGAGAGCCGGUGGUGACUGCAGCAGGGGGCCCCAGUAUGGACGGCUACACAGUCCUGAGAGUGAUCGGGGAAGGGUCCUUCGGCAGAGCCCUUUUGGUUCAUCAGGAAAGCAGUAAUCGGAUGUUUGCCAUGAAAGAAAUAAGGCUUCCCAAGUCUCCCUCUGAUACACACAAUUCUAGGAAGGAGGCUGUUCUGUUAGCCAAGAUGAAACACCCCAAUAUUGUUGCCUUUAAAGAAUCAUUUGAAGCUGAAGGACAUCUGUAUAUUGUAAUGGAAUAUUGUGAUGGAGGAGACCUAAUGCAGAAGAUUAAACAUCAGAAAGGAAAGUUGUUUCCUGAAGAUAUGAUAUUUAACUGGUUUACACAAAUGUGCCUUGGAGUAAAUCACAUUCACAAGAAACGUGUGUUACACAGAGAUAUCAAGUCCAAGAAUGUCUUCCUCACCCAAAAUGGAAAAGUAAAACUGGGUGAUUUUGGAUCUGCCCGACUUCUUUCCAAUCCCAUGGCGUUUGCUUGUACAUACGUGGGAACACCUUAUUAUGUGCCCCCAGAAAUUUGGGAAAACAUGCCUUAUAACAAUAAAAGUGACAUCUGGUCCUUGGGAUGCAUCCUCUAUGAACUCUGUACCCUUAAACAUCCAUUUCAGGCAAAUAGUUGGAAGAGUCUUAUCCUCAAAAUAUGUCAGGGGUCCCUGAGCCCACUGCCCUCCCAUUAUUGCUGUGAGCUCCAGUAUCUAAUCAAGCAGAUGUUUAAAAAGAAUCCCUCACAUCGCCCCUCGGCCACAACGCUUCUCUCCAGAGGCUCUUUAGCUCGGCGCAUCCAGAAGUGCUUGCCCCCAGAGAUCAUCACAGAAUAUGGUGAACAGAUACUAGAAGAAACCAAAAAAUCUAAGCAUAGUACACCAAGAAAAAAGGACCCCAGCAGAGUCAGGAUUGCUUUGCAAAGUGAAGCAAGCACAGUGCAAAGGGAAGAACCAGGUGGAGAGUGUAGCCACACUGAUUUAGAAAGCAUUAAUACAAACUUGAUUGAAAAUACAUUGAGAGUAAACAGAGAAGAGAAAGAUAACAAAGCCGUCCCUCGGAGCAAAGCCAGUUCGCCAGGUCCUCUCAGGCGACAGUGGGAGAAAAAUGCAUCCACUACAGCUCUUGCUGCUCUGGGAAAUGCACCCGUGCUCACCUCCAGUUUAACAGCAGAGGACAGUGGAGGUGGCUGUGUAAUAAAGUACAGUGAAAAUAACACCCGGAAGCAGUGGCUCAGAGAGGCUCCCGAAACCUUGUUGAGCAUCCUUAGGAAUGCUGAUCUCAGCUUGGCUUUUCAAACAUACACCAUCUACAGACCAGGUGCAGAAGGGUUCUUGAAAGGCCCCCUGUCUGAGGAAACAGAGGCAUCGGACGAUGUCGAUGGAGAUCACGAUUCUGUCAUUUUGGAUCUAGAGAGACUUGAACCUGGACUGGAUGAGGAGGACACGGACUUUGAGGAAGACGACAGCCCUGACUGGGUAUCAGAACUGAAGCAGCGAGCUGGCUGGCAAGAAGUGUGCAGUGGAUAAUGCACUGGAAAUGUCCCUUAGUCACAUUGAGGGGAUGCUGACCAUGAGGAACUGACAUUCAGAUAGUAAUUAGCUCACGGGAUGUAUAUUUCCCCUUGGAAACACAAUGAAGAGGGAGAAACUGUGGAUAUUUUAAAUUGUUCCUGGUUAGUAUCAUAAGCUAUAAAAAAAUCUAGAACUUCUCUGAGUUUGAAAACUGGGUGUGAGGUUCAGGCUUUGUGGUCAGGUGGAACAGAAAUUGAAUGCUACCACUUAUUGCUUGUCUGAUUGUGGGAAAUUACUUAACCUCUUUUAGCCUGAAUUUCCUCAACUGUAAAAUGAGAAUAAUAGUGCCUACCUCACGGGGAUGCUGACCACAGACCAUUACAGCAGCCCAUAAUGUUGUUAUUUGCAUUGUUGUGAUUUGUGCGUAUUACUUUCUAGCUCUUUUUAUAUCUCCUAAAGGUUUAAAGAUCUAAAUGUAUUUAAUUAUAACUUAAUGAUGUGUGCAGUGUUUCAUUAAGACAUCAAUGAUCUUCAGUGAUCUUCACCAGCUACCAGCUGUCCUUACAUGGAUGCACAAUAGGAUGUCCUCACAGGAGGCACAGAAGAACCCGGGUCUGAGGAUCAGCCGUGGGACGAGUGGGGGUAACUUCAGAUCUCAUGAGAAGUUGACGGUCCUGUAUAUGAGAAAGGAAUGGGAGUCCACACAGGAAGUAGCGGAAACUAUAGAGUGUUGUGGAACUAGUCGUGGGGGGGGCGGGGACAGGAUCCCAGCGUGGGUGUGUCAUGGUAUGUCAGCAUGCUGGGUCUUGUCAUUUAAUGCUAUGAUGCGUUAGUGAGAGGAGAAUGUUAUCCUAAAGAAACAGGCUCUUCCCAGGGGAUCCCACAGGGGCUAGUGUGGGAACAGCAUAAGCCUGACCUGGGAUAGGGAACAAUGCUUAAGUAAACAGUAGGGGAAAUAGUUGUGAUACCACAGUAGGAUCAUUAAUAAAGAUCUGCUGAAAUAUCAAAUACAUAAAGAGUUAGGCAUUUUUAAAAUCUUAACAUAUAACUGUGGUAUAGACCUCACCCCCCACUUGUUAUUUAUACUCAGACAUUUAGUCAUCCUUGGUCUCCUCUCUGAUAGCCUCUCCAUCUUCCCUUAUUUUUCAGGACCUUGACAUUUUUGAGGAGUACUGGUUAGGUGUUUUGUAGAGUGGCCCUUGAUUUGGGUUUGUCUGAUGUUUGUCUCCUGAGGGGCCUGAUCUUGAGGGUUUGGGAGGAAGAACAGCCCAGAGGUGACGUGCCCUCCCGUCACAUUGUAUCGGGGGUCUGCCAUCUCCACACGCCACGACUGGUGGUGUUAACCUUGACCACAUGGUUAAGGUGGUGUCUGCCAAGGUUUCCACUGUAAGUUGCUGAUUUUCCAUUUCCAUGUUCUGUUCACUCCACGUGAGUCACUAAAUCCAGCCCACACUCAAGUGGAGAGGAAUUAAGCUCCAGCUCUUGAAGCGGGGAAUAAUCCACUACUAAGUCAUUUGUUUUGUUGCUUAGAUUGUCCUAGCUUUGGCCACUGGGCGUGGUUUCAGGUUGGCACCUGUGUCCCUUUGACAUGCCCUCCUCCUUUUGUGUUUCAAGUACGUCCUUGCUUUCCGGCAUUCCAGGAAGAUGGUACAGGCUCAUCUUGUGCCUUCUCUGCCCCAGACCCGGAACUAGCCAUUUCUCCCAGGACCCCUGGUUCCUUUCACUGGUUCAGAGACCAGGAUCUGGGUACCGGGUGUGACUGUGGCUACUGAGAUGUCACAACUUCUUGGCCCUCCCAGCAGACAGUUAGGAAGUACAUGUAUGCCUACUAUCCUGUGUGCACACGCAUCUAUAGUCAACUUCUGUAUCUCCCCGUCUGUAUGUAUAUUAAGCUAAGAAUAGGUUGGUUUAUACUGAUGUCUUGGACUCUGAUCCAGUACCACAGGUUCAUUCUAGCUUCCUCCCCUUACUUUUCUGAGGCUUCUUUCUUUGACAGUGAGAAACUUAACUUCACCAUCCACUUACUUAGUUCAGUUCCGGUAUACAUGUAAAGCAGUUUCCAAAUUACUAACCCAUACCCCUGUGAGGAACAAAUUUACCAACUAAAGUACAGAGUUUAUGUAUUGUUCCUAUUGUCUUUAGCCUUACAAUUUCUAGUCAAAACAACAUUUCCCAGAAUUACUUAUGUUAGCUUCCUUUUUUUUUUUUAACCAUUGUCUUUAAGUUAAGGUAGGCAGGGGUAGUUUUAAGGAUAUUUCUAGGUAGUUAAUGUCCAUAAAUACUGUAUCAAAUAGAUACAUCUUAGCGUUACCCCAGAGUGUAAACAUGUCCAAACUAACAAAGGGAACUUGAAAAUAUGUAUAGUUAGUUACUGAGAGACUGAAUGAAUCUUGAUUGGAUGACAAAUCUUUUCAGAAGUCAGGUGGUUUGCAGGGUUUUGCUUUUAAUAAAAUUUCAAGAGACUAAUGGAUGAUUAGAAAUCAUUUUUAGUACUAGAGUACUAUAUGAGUCUUGACAUACAACAAGGCAAGAAUUAAGGGUCACUUUUAACAAAACUUCCAGUUCCUAUUUAUUUACUUACAUGAAUGGGGUUUUUCAGCACUUACAGCUUUAAAACAAGAGAUUCAAAAAGAAAAUACAAAAAAAUUGAUGAAAUAAAAUUAUUUUUAAGGCAAGACAAGGAAAAUUUUAAACACAAAAUUCUCUCCAGCAGUUUGGACUACCACCUCUUUUUGGUGUGCAUUGUGCAGCUGCAUUAUACAUCAGCUAACUCCUUAGGCUAGAACGUUCCUUUCUUAAUCCUAUAAGGGGUCAUGAUGACCCUCUGCUCACCUUGUUGAACUAUGUAAACUGUCAGUGUUACUUUGUUGUAUAACCCUUUGUCUUGAAAACUUACGUAACUGUGCUUUGACCUCUAAGCCAGGAAACAGUCCUCAGCUUUCUGAAAGACUGUCUCUGGCAUUAUAAUCCUCAGUUUAGUGUGAAUAAAAUUUUCAU
Messenger RNA from Camelus dromedarius (Arabian camel), 4576 nucleotides. RefSeq names its product NIMA related kinase 3 (gene NEK3). The coding region runs from base 83 to 1594 and encodes 503 amino acids. Gene Ontology annotation, molecular function: protein kinase activity; ATP binding. The transcript has 16 exons. Gene Ontology annotation, biological process: protein phosphorylation. NCBI's taxonomy places the organism in Eukaryota, Metazoa, Chordata, Mammalia, Artiodactyla, Camelidae. The record is from RefSeq and is a predicted model, not a curated record.